This is a messenger RNA of Episyrphus balteatus (marmalade hoverfly), 2667 nucleotides long. It is a transcript of the gene tej, whose product is annotated as tudor domain-containing protein 5. The transcript is spliced from 10 exons. Gene Ontology annotation, biological process: spermatogenesis. The coding region runs from base 146 to 2515 and encodes 789 amino acids. Lineage: Eukaryota; Metazoa; Arthropoda; Insecta; Diptera; Syrphidae. The record is from RefSeq and is a predicted model, not a curated record.
UUUUUUUGGCAAAAUUUGUGCAAGCAAGUUCUUAACCCAUUCACAGUUCAUUUUGUUGUGCCACACUCGAUUAGCUUUAUUUCAAAAUAAUUUACAUUUUUAAUUAAUUUUCAUUUUUUUUUUAAAUUGUUGCAAAUGUGUUAAGAUGGAGACUGGUUUUCUUCAUGAAACUAAAACAAUUCUUAAAUCUUUGGUUAUAUCAUGUCCGAAUGGUAUGACGGUGGACAGAUUAAACCGCGACUACAAGGAUACUGUCGGAGGAUGGAUACCUUUUAAAAAACUUGGUUAUCAUAGUUUAGAGCUAUUUCUUAAAUCUGUUCCUGAUACUUUAGUGCUAACUGGUCAUGGGCGAGAAGCAAGAGUUGGAUUUGUUUCAAAUGAUAAGACACAACAUAUAAACGAAAUGAUAAGUCGCCAAAAGAACACAACACGCGACAGAAAGUCAGCUGUGCGGAGUCAACCAGUUCAAAACUACUCCCGACAGGCACAUGCUCAACCAGUUCAAACCUACUCACGUCAGAUACAACUGCUUCAAAAUCCAACUAAUCUUUUUAACCAUGCAAUUUCCAGAAUUUAUUGUACAUAUAAUCCAACAACCUUACCAAUUAAUAACUUUGUUCCAGUUUAUCAGCCCGUUCAAAAUAUCAACCAACACCAUUUUCAACCUCAACAGAAAAAUUUUCAACCUCAACAGUCUAGAAACUUCCGCGCCGAAAAAACCUACAAUCAACCAAGUAGAUCAACUGCUUCAAAUCCAAACUCAAAAAAACCAGAACCUCCACAUCAAAAAACUAACACCAACAAUUUGUUUAAUGAAACUGACGAAAAUAAAAAAACACAGAUAAAUAAUAGAGAAAAACAAAAUAGCACUUACAACGAUGUAAACAAAACUAGCGUUUUUGUGGCUUCGAAUAACUCCAGAAAAAUUUUACCUGAACCGAAUACAAAAAGCGUUCUGGUUGAGAUUAAAAAUUCAAAUUCAAAUAAUAUCGCUGCUUCAAAGGAUAGCUUAAAAAAUGACACCGAUGACCGAAAGAAUGCUAAUGAGAAGUCAAAUAACGAAAAAAGUCUAAAGACUGCAGAUAAGAUUACAUUUCCAUCGAAAAGCAGUGCCAUAGAAAAGAAAGCUUCGGAAGUGCCGAAAAACAGUUUGAAAUCCCAACCUGUGUUAAAUAGGAAGACUGAAAUUACGACGGUGACUAAAAAUCCAAUACAACAAAAAACUUCUCAAACGCAACAGACUGACUCGAAAAAGACGACUGAUAGUUUAAUGUUCCCUAAUGCCCCAAUCAAGUUCAGUUCAAAGAAAAAACUGACUGAAAAAAUCAUCAAGCGCCCCGAUCUGCCAACUGUUUCGGAGUCCAAAGCUAUGACAAUUCCUCAAGCAAAACUCGUCGAUAUUGAUGCAGUUUCUGCGGUGUCGAAAACCUCGUCAUUUCACGAUAAUUUUAAUACAAGUAAAUAUUUAACGGAUCCAUUUGCACUAAUGGACUCUAGUGAUAAUGAUAUUGAUGAAGCCGUACCAGAGUUUGCAGCGGACUACAGAGUGUUCCAUGUUGAUUUUCCUGAAAAUACUGUGCCAUUUGGAAAAAAGAUACCCAGCGUUCAACUUCCAAAGGAAUUUACGAAAGGAGCGGUAGUCGGUGUUUUCAUUUCAGAGAUUCACAGCCCUUUUAAGUUUUGGUUCCACCCUCACAAAGAAAAUCAUGAGCUGGAUGUUCUCAUGUGCGGAAUAGAAUCUUUUUAUGAACGUCUUGGUGACGCUGAUUUGCUUAUUCCAAAAUCAUGUAUAACCCCAGGGCAAGUGUGCGUUGCGCUUUAUAACGACAUGUGGCAUCGAGCUGAAAUAUUGACAACUGUUACUAAAAACAAAGUUAAGGCACAUUUUGUGGACUAUGGAACAGUUUCAGAUGUUGAAAUCCAUCAUGUGAAAUAUUUACAAAAUAGAUUCGCUGAAACUCCGAUGCAAGCAAUUCGCGGUUCACUGUCGCAUAUUAAACCAGUUUCUCUUGUAUGGCAGAAGAGAGCAAUUAAUGAAUUCCUGUCGUUGGUUGCAGAAGUUUUCCUUUAUGCGCAAAUUGUAGAAAUCGAUGAAAAGGAAAACACUGUUUACAUGGUCUUGUGUGAUACAAAUAGUGGCCAAACUCUGCAAAUCAAUAAGGUAUUAGUUGAUAGAGGCUUUGCUAAACUCGAUAGUGAAUGGGACGAGAAUAAAAUCAAAGAGAAUGGAUUUAGAAAACGACAUCCCAGAGAUAUUUUUCCAACGUUUGAAAUGUUGGAGACUGGAGAAUAUCCAUCUUUGUGUGAAUUAGAAAAGUUACUGGCGCAAGGAAUCGAUUACGAGAAAAUUACUGAAAAGAUUAUUCUCUCAAAUUUGAACAAUUCUGAUAAUGUUUCACUAGAGAAAAAUUCUUUAUCUCGUAUAGACAAAACGUCCUUUAAUCUCUUAGACACAAAUCCAUUUAAAAGUGACAUUAUAUCUGAAAUUAUUUCUUUAAAAAUGUUUGAUAAAUAGUUUAACUUAUAUUUACGAUUUAAAUCUUUGUGCAUUAUUUUCAUUUAAUUCCUCAAUCCCUCCAUGUAUUUAAUAUAAUUUUUUUUUAUUUUUUGUUUGAUAAAUUAAGAUGAAGAAAUUAAAUAUAAGUUUCUAAUUAAAUAAUUCACAAA